Molecule: messenger RNA, 1450 nt
Organism: Parathielavia appendiculata
Lineage: Eukaryota; Fungi; Ascomycota; Sordariomycetes; Sordariales; Chaetomiaceae
Exons: 2
Coding region: 239-1384 (381 amino acids)
Source: RefSeq, a predicted model, not a curated record
CACUUUUGUUGAUUAUGUGCUUCGUAUGGUGCGUAUCGAAUCGCUAGCUGUGUACAUGGGCUCCCCAACGUGACUGAGGGGGUGGGGAGACCGCGGGCGCUGGGAAUCGGGGUGUGUCCCCGGCCCGGGGCUCCUCAUCUUAAAUCACUCAUUGCCUCUCUCUUGGUGGAGAGGCCGAUCGAGCGCCUUUUCGCUGCUCCGGCGUCCAUUUGCCUCGCUUCCGCAUCUUCGAAUCGCCAUGUCGGGCACAAGUUCCCUCGCAGCCGCGACGACGCCGGCGGUCUCAACAUCUGCGUCAGCAACCCUGGCAAGUGCCGUGUCAACAACUUUGGCAAACGCAGUCUCAACACCUCCAACAGCAGCUGUGUUGCCCAAUUCCUCACAAGAUCCCCAGCCAGCUCCCGGGACUAACGCCGGGGCUAUUGCCGGAGCAGCAGUCGGUUGCCUCAUGGUUGGUCUGCUCCUCGGCUUUGCCAUCGCCUUCUUUUGGUUCCGACGCAAGGCACAGCUGCACCGUGACAGCGAACGCCCCAUCGAGGAGCGAAAGGCCUCCUCUGCCGUGGCGCGGGCCCCCGCCGAAGGCACACUCCAGCUGGGCAAGUUCCUCCUCGAGUCGAACCCAAACACUGAGAUCGCCUCAGAGCUUCGCUCUCUCGACACUCUUAUCCAGCAACAUGUCGAGAACAACUAUCACCUCGGCCCGGUGCAGACGGAUCCCCGAGCUCUCGCUGUGUCGCUGAUGCAAUUGGGCAUUGGCAAUGGCGGAGGCCUGGCGGCCGAAACCAUCGCGCAGCUGGCCUUGGAGCCGACCUCCCGCCACGUCGCACUCAGGCAUGUCAUCUCCCAAGCUUUAUUUACAAGCAUCGAUGUGAGCGCGCGCAGCGAACUUUCCAUGCUCCCGGCCCCGCUCGCCGCAUUCCUCCGGUCGAUUCCGCAGUGGGAAUCAGGGGAGCGAAAUACCAAAGUAUCGUCGCUCGCUCUGAACCAGUGGCGCACCCUCUCAGCCUUCUUGCUGCACCCGGCCCGCAGCCAACGCACGCCACUGCCGAUCUCGAAAGCGGCAGUGGCCCCACAGGCGGCGGCACUUGCCCAUGCGCUGCAUACUUUCCUCGGAUACUUUGUACGCGGCAACAAGGAGAGCAAUUCCCAACAGCAGGGCCACCUUGAAGCGGUCAUCGUCGAGACUACAAAGUUCGGAUACGUGCUGCUCUCGCAGCCCAGCGAAUGGCGGUUUGUGCAUGCUCCGAGUCCGAACCAGCAGAGCCAGCAGACUGGUGCUCUUUUCGCCGUAGUCUGCCCGGGCUUAGUCAAGGUCGCCGGCAAGGACGGGACACCUUACCCAAUGCCGCAAGAGGUCGUUGCGCCGUCGACGGUGCCGAUCUAGGGUGGGGGGCCGAGAAGAGCGUUGGUUGCAGUAUUUUCUACGCAGUACUACUAAGUAAUUAUUUCC